Molecule: messenger RNA, 1650 nt
Organism: Anisakis simplex (herring worm)
Lineage: Eukaryota; Metazoa; Nematoda; Chromadorea; Rhabditida; Anisakidae
Source: the annotation of a GenBank genome assembly
AUGAGUACUGUUCGAAUGACUGUUUGUUCGUUUACAGUUUUCCAUGCGAUGGACGUAGUACGAUGGAGUUCAAUGGUACCACAAGGGCAGUGUCUUCUCGCACCACUCAUUUUGGUCAUACUUGACACGAGCAAAUUUUAUGAUUACUUGGUCAAAAUUAUUUUCAAACUUCAUGAACAAAUUCCACCGGAUGCUUUAUCAGGUCAUCGUGAACGUUUCGGUGGAAUAUUUCGCAAAAUGAAAGCUUUCUAUGAAGAGGCAACGAACUUACAGUACUUCAAGUACCUCGUCUCAGUGCCGAAGUUGCCAUCUCUCGCGCCGAACUUCCUGCAGGCAUCUGACUUGGACACAUACCAGUCUCCUCACGCAUAUUUGCACAAUGAUAACGUUAGUGAGAGUGACACACCUCCAGAUGGACGUUCCAUCGAUGAAAGUCUCGUGGAUAUAUCUGAACCACAAGAGGCGCAAGUCGAACAACAGGCACCAUCCACUGACCCAAGAGAUUUGUUGAUUGAUACAUUGAGACGUGAUGUAGAAGACGCUAGAUUCAACAAUGAAAGACUUAUGAAUGAGGCUCGUUCGCGAAUCGAACAGUACGAGAAUCGUCUCUUGCAAAUGAAACAUGAAAAUGAUCAUUAUAAACAAUCGGUUGAUGAAAUGAAAGAAGAACUGGAACGUGUGCGUGCUGCAAAUGUUGAGUCGGAACGACACGCGGUCGAUGAAGCACGUCUUCAAGACAUCGAACGUAAAGCGCUAAGUAGUGAGCAGAACUUCCAGAAAAUGAAAAGUGCAUACGCAAAUUUACGACAAGAACAUAUCGAGGCGCUAACAAAAUUAUCGAAUGCACAAAAGGAUCUCGCAACAAGUGAAUCGGAACGUAUGAAUAAAGAGGAAGCGGUUCGAAAUUUGGAACGGAAGAUGGUUGAUAUUGAAAAGGAUAAGUUGGUCGUGGAGAAGAAGAUGCUUAGCGCCGAGGGUAAUGUUGACGAUCUACAAGGGCAACUGGCCAAGUGUCAAAUUGAUAUCGAGAAUCUGACUAAGACAAUUGAUGAUAUGAAAGAAGCGGCGACAAAUGAAAUUAAUAAUUUGAACGCGGAGAAGCAAAGCUUACAAAGGCAAGUCACCGAAAUGGAUCUUGCACAAGAGCAACUGAAAGAACAAGCAUGCGCCACAGCUAACAGUGUUGAUGAUUUACACGCCAAAUUGAGCGAAAUGACCACGCAAAAUGCUUUACUCAAUCAGACGAUAACUGAUUUGAAAGAGGCAUCGUCGAAGGAGAUCGGUGAAAUAAAUGCGAAGAAUAAGAUGCUGCAAAUGCAAAUCGCUGAGAUGGAUCUUGAACGACAGCAGCUGAACGAACGAGCAUGCACCACAGCUAACAGUGUUGAUGAUUUACAAGCUAAAUUGUCAAAUAUGACUGCACAAAAUGCAUCAUUGAAUCAGACAAUAGGAACGUUGAAAGAAACUUCAUCGAAAGAAUUAGAAGAAUCGAGAAGUAAGAGUGCAUUGUUGCAAAUGCAAAUCGAUGAAUUGGCUCGUGAACGAAUGCAAUUGAAAGAGCAAGCUUGUACUGCAGCGAAUAAUCUCAAUCGCCUACAAACUGAAUUAUCCAAUAUGACCACUCAAAAUCAAUUACUCAAUCAGGUAUAA